Molecule: messenger RNA, 1311 nt
Organism: Drosophila bipectinata
Lineage: Eukaryota; Metazoa; Arthropoda; Insecta; Diptera; Drosophilidae
Product: alpha-tubulin N-acetyltransferase 2-like
Biological process (GO): alpha-tubulin acetylation
Cellular component (GO): microtubule
Molecular function (GO): tubulin N-acetyltransferase activity
Source: RefSeq, a predicted model, not a curated record
CUCAAAAAACCUAAAUAUCAAAAAUGGUGGAGUUUGAGUUUGACAUCAAGGACCUGUUCCCGCAGGAGAUCAUUCGUGUCCAGCCCGACCUAUUGCGCCCACAAACACCAACUGCCUUGUUGAAACGCCAAAAUCGGCAGGGGGCCGAACCACCUACACCGGCAUGCAAGCUGAACCGGAUAAUUGAUGAGAUGGGGCAGCUGUCGGCGGUGGCCCAGGGCCUUAGGAUUCCAGUGACCACGGCGGAGAAAAUGCUCGCCAACACCAACACCCAGGUGACCUAUCUGAUGGCAGACGACAAGUCGGGACGCUGGGCGGUGACCGGGUUGCUCAAGGUUGGCACCAAAAACCUCUACCUGUUCGACGAGAAGGGCGCGUGCCGUCGGGCGAACCAGACCCCGGCCAUCCUGGACUUUUACAUUCACGAGUCUCGUCAACGUCGCGGGCUUGGCAAGCGUAUCUUCGACAAGAUGCUCGCCGAUCAAGGCUGGUCGCCCUGCAAGGUCUCUGUGGAUCGUCCCUCCCCGAAGAUGAUAGGUUUCCUGGGAAAGCAUUUCGGUCUGGUGCGUACCAUUACGCAGGGCAAUAGAUUCGUGGUCUACGACGGAUUCUUUGACGACCUGGACUCGCAGGGUCAGAAAAACGAAGGUGCUUGCGGAUCAGGUGUUUCAGUUGCCUGUGCCGGACCCAUUGCCAGCAUGCCGUGUCGUGGUCGUGUGGCUAAUCCUCCGGACACGUUUAACAUCCAAAUUUUGGACGACCGCAACAAAAAUUCCAACGCUAAUAAGAAUGUUAGCCCACCACCACCGAAAACCACCAACAACUUUGUCAAAAACUCGCAGUUCCCGAACAACGAUUCCAAAACUACUCAAAACAAUAAAACCAACACCAACAUUAAUUCCAACAAAUCCAUCAGCAACCCGAUCAACACCAAUACCAACACAAGCAAUAACACCUGCACCAAAGGCUCUGGAUCAAACCCAACAACUGAAUCAAGUCAAACUCCAAUUCAAAAUCGCAAUCAAAUGUGUGAAGGAUCAGAAACCUCCAGUGCCGUGCCACAAAAUCAGCCGGGAAGACGUUAUCCAUUUCAGACCGAGAUGCAGCCACAUGGCCCAGAUCAUGGCACCGGACUUUGAUCCUAAGGCUCCCUCGCAGGAUACCCCCAGAAGUCGACGUAAUUGACGUGCCCGUAUUUCGGUUUCGUUUGGCGCUGUUGUUGGGUUCCCCGCCGACCUCGAAAUUCUAGUAGUACCUGUUAAUUUUUGGAAAUUUCAUCAAGGUUCAAAUUUCAUAACGCACCUAGAACCA